Messenger RNA from Prosopis cineraria, 1164 nucleotides. RefSeq names its product GTP-binding nuclear protein Ran1A-like. Gene Ontology annotation, biological process: ribosomal subunit export from nucleus; protein import into nucleus. Lineage: Eukaryota; Viridiplantae; Streptophyta; Magnoliopsida; Fabales; Fabaceae. Gene Ontology annotation, molecular function: GTP binding; GTPase activity. Gene Ontology annotation, cellular component: nucleus; cytoplasm. The transcript has 8 exons. The record is from RefSeq and is a predicted model, not a curated record. Bases 139 to 804 code for a protein of 221 amino acids.
CAUAACGCAAGCUAGGGCUCGCUGAAACUCGAAACCCUUCCAUAUAAACCCUUGCAGAGCCCUAGAGUCUCAUUCCUUCGUUGCCCUUUUUCUCUCCGACUUUCUCCUGUGCCUUCUCACUUGAUCCGCUCCGCUACAAUGGCUUUGCCGAAUCAGCAAACAGUUGAUUAUCCGAGCUUCAAACUUGUGAUUGUUGGGGAUGGUGGAACAGGGAAGACGACUUUCGUGAAAAGGCAUCUUACAGGAGAAUUUGAGAAGAAAUACGAACCAACCAUCGGUGUGGAGGUCCACCCGCUGGAUUUUUUCACCAACUGUGGGAGGAUUCGAUUCUACUGCUGGGAUACUGCGGGACAAGAGAAAUUUGGUGGCCUUCGUGAUGGAUAUUAUAUUCAUGGACAAUGUGCGAUUAUAAUGUUUGAUGUCACUGCCCGGCUGACAUACAAAAAUGUCCCAACCUGGCAUCGGGAUCUGUGUCGGGUGUGUGAGAACAUUCCUAUUGUUCUUUGUGGUAACAAGGUUGACGUGAAGAACAGACAGGUUAAGGCGAAGCAGGUUACAUUCCACCGGAAGAAAAAUUUGCAGUAUUAUGAGAUAUCUGCUAAGAGCAACUACAACUUUGAGAAACCUUUUCUAUAUCUAGCGAGGAAACUUGCAGGUGAUCCUAACCUGCACUUUGUAGAGUCUCCUGCCUUGGCCCCACCUGAAGUUCAAAUUGAUUUGGCUGCACAAGCACAGCACGAGCAGGAACUUGCGCAAGCUGCUGCUCAGCCCCUUCCUGAUGAUGACGAUGACGCAUUUGAAUAAACUUAGAUGUUUUGAUUGCCCGGAAGGUGGGGGACAGCGUAUUGUUAGGUAUUACGUCUGUGGGCUACUGUCAAGAGCUGGCUGGUAUUUGUGUAUGGCAAAUUAUGUUUUGGGUUGUAUCAUUAAAAUAUGGGAUUUUGAGGAUGUGAGAUUUCAUCUUUUGAGCGUUUUUGCUAAAAUUGGGUUAUUAGUUUAUAAGCAGUAUUGCUGUUUGGAUUGCCCGUUAACCGUUAUCUCUUAACGGGGAUGUUGGAGUUUUCUCGUUCUGGGUCUUCCAUUUGACUUUGUACUCCGACAAAUUGGAUCUUGACCUCGGUAGUUAAUUGUUUUCACCCCUUAAUUGAGAUUUAUUUUUCAAAA